Salvia miltiorrhiza (redroot sage) is the source of this 744-nucleotide messenger RNA. Its product is annotated as secreted RxLR effector protein 161-like. Bases 1 to 744 code for a protein of 247 amino acids. The transcript has a single exon. The record is from RefSeq and is a predicted model, not a curated record. Lineage: Eukaryota; Viridiplantae; Streptophyta; Magnoliopsida; Lamiales; Lamiaceae.
AUGAAGUCACUGAAGAUUCCAAUGAACACCAACUGGAAAGUGGAUCCAAACAAUGAAGGAAAAUCUGUAUCUUCAACUAAAUACAGAGAAAUCAUUGGUUCACUACUUUAUUUGACUGCUAGCAGACCAUACAUAGCAUUUGCAGUCGGAGUUUGUACGAGUUAUCAGUCAAAUCCAAAAGAAGCUCAUAUGGAUGCUGCAAAGCGCAUUCCAAAAUAUCUCAAAGGCACACCCAAUAUAGGUAUUUGGUAUCCAGCUGACGACAACUUCAAGCUUUCGGGAUACUCAGACUCAGAUUUUGCAGGAUGCAAAAUUGAUAGGAAAUCAACUUCCGGCACCUGUCAAUUCUUAGGCAACAAGCUUAUCUCUUGGUUUUUAAAUAAACAGACUUCAGUCGCCACCUCUACAACUGAAGCUAAAUAUGUUGCUGCUGGAAGUUGCUGUUCACAAAUUCUUUGGUUAGUCCAACAACUGAAGGACUACGGGAUCGAAGAAAGGGAAGUCCCCAUCUAUUGCGACAGCUCCAGUGCUAUUGCAAUCACGGAGAAUCCUGUACAUCACUCCAGAUGUAAACACAUCUCAAUACGUCAUCACUUCAUCCGUGAUCAUGUGGAAAAGAAGGAUGUAUCAGUUGUGAAGAUUCAUACAAGCAUUCAACGAGCCGACUUGCUGACUAAGGCUCUUCUGGAAGAUAGAUUCAAUGAUCUAUGUGGAAGGAGUGGAUUACUAAAUCCAGAGGAUUGA